Messenger RNA from Sinocyclocheilus grahami, 700 nucleotides. RefSeq names its product T-cell acute lymphocytic leukemia protein 1 homolog. The record is from RefSeq and is a predicted model, not a curated record. The transcript has 3 exons. Gene Ontology annotation, biological process: regulation of transcription by RNA polymerase II. Lineage: Eukaryota; Metazoa; Chordata; Actinopteri; Cypriniformes; Cyprinidae. The annotation marks the transcript as partial. Gene Ontology annotation, molecular function: RNA polymerase II cis-regulatory region sequence-specific DNA binding; DNA-binding transcription factor activity, RNA polymerase II-specific.
UCCUUUGAUACUAACGCAGGUCACAGUUAGGCUUUCUAUCGACGCCAGAUGAUUAAUAUGAGGUGACCUCCGAUGAGAAGCUAAACAGCCGCUGGAUUGAUUGGUCGGGAAUUACAAUUACCUUUGGAUACCACUAUAUACAAGCUUUUGGGAAACCCGCUUUUUUUGGAUUUUCACACAAGGAUGAUGGAAAAACUGAAAUCCGAGCAAUUUCCGCUCAGCCCGAGCGCGGAGGGAGACGCAUGCGGGAAACAGGAAGGCACGACGGCGGAGACGGGAGAGCAUCACCCCCCAGAGGAGCGCAGGGUCCUCAAUGGCGUCGCCAAGGAAACGGCGCACCACGCCACCGAGCUAAAAAAGGAAGUGGCGGUGAUCGAGCUGUCCAGGAGAGGAGGGAGCGCGGAUAUAAAAGGCAGAGAGCUCAAGGCAGACAUCAGCCAUAAGGUGCAGACCACCGAGCUGUGCAGACCACCGAUUCCACUGCCGCUGCCUCCCAGAGAGCCGCUGAGCGACACUCGAAUGGUGCAGUUGAGUCCGCCCGCUUUCCCUCUCCCGGCUCGAGCGAUGCUCUACAGCAACAUGACCCCACCGCUCGCCACUAUUAACAGUGAUUUUGCUGGAGAAGCGGAUCAGUAUGGGAUGUAUCCCAGCAGUCGAGUGAAACGCAGACCUGUACCUUAUGAGGUUGAAAUCAACGAUG